Pungitius pungitius (ninespine stickleback) is the source of this 2004-nucleotide messenger RNA. RefSeq names its product pre-B-cell leukemia homeobox 2 (gene pbx2). Gene Ontology annotation, cellular component: nucleus. Gene Ontology annotation, molecular function: DNA-binding transcription factor activity; RNA polymerase II cis-regulatory region sequence-specific DNA binding. Bases 1 to 1206 code for a protein of 401 amino acids. The transcript is spliced from 8 exons. NCBI's taxonomy places the organism in Eukaryota, Metazoa, Chordata, Actinopteri, Perciformes, Gasterosteidae. The record is from RefSeq and is a predicted model, not a curated record. Gene Ontology annotation, biological process: neuron development; eye development; animal organ morphogenesis.
AUGUUGCAGCAGCAGCCGCCUCUGACGGGCAACGGGCCCUCCAGCGGCCGGGGACUCGGCUUGAGCGGCCACCCCGGGAUGCACGCUCUCAACUCGGUUCACCAACCCUCCCAGCAUCGGUCCGACGGGGGGGACUCGGGCCUCGAGGGUACGGAAAACGGACACGAAACCCGCAGGGAUAUCGGCGACAUACUGCAGCAGAUAAUGACCAUCACCGACCAAAGUUUGGACGAGGCACAAGCGAAGAAACAUGCGCUGAACUGUCACCGGAUGAAACCUGCAUUAUUCAGCGUCCUGUGCGAGAUCAAGGAAAAAACCGGCCUGUCAAUGAGGAACGCCCAAGAGGACGAGCCUCAGGAUCCCCAGUUAGUGCGAUUGGACAACAUGCUGCUGGCGGAGGGUGUGGCGGGGCCCGAGAAGGGCGGGGGCGCCGCCGCCGCCGUGUCUGCGGCCACCAGCUCGGGAGGGAUGUCCCCCGACAGCUCGCUGGAGCACUCCGACUACAAAAGCAAGUUGAGCCAGAUUCGCAGUAUCUACCACACUGAGCUGGAGAAGUAUGAGCAGGCGUGCACCGAGUUCACCACCCACGUCAUGAACCUGCUGAGGGAGCAGUCUCGUACGCGGCCCGUGACUCCGCGGGAGAUUGAGCGCAUGGUGGGCAUCAUCCACCGCAAGUUCAGCACCAUCCAGACCCAGCUGAAGCAGAGCACUUGCGAGGCAGUAAUGAUCCUGAGGUCCCGCUUCCUCGAUGCCAGGCGCAAAAGGCGCAACUUCAGCAAGCAGGCCACCGAGGGCCUGAAUGAGUAUUUCUACUCCCACCUGUCCAACCCGUACCCCAGCGAAGAAGCCAAAGAGGAUCUCGCCAAGCAGUGUGGAAUCACCGUCUCUCAGGUGUGCAACUGGUUCGGCAACAAAAGAAUCCGCUACAAGAAAAACAUUGGCAAGUUCCAAGAGGAGGCCAACCUUUACGCCAUGAAGACGGCCCUGGUGGGGGGACAGGGGGACGACUCCCCGCACACCCCCAACUCCACAGGAUCUGGGUCCUUUCUGUCCGGGUCAGCUGACCUGUUCCUCGGGGUUCCACCUGUGAACGGCGAGCAGUCUGCUUACCAAAUUGGAGCGCAGUCUAACGGGAACUGGCAGGGUCGAAACUCGCCCCCGAACGGCGCCUCGCCCCACAGCGACCACUCGGAAAACUCGGACUGAAGGCCCCGCCCACGGGCACAGAGUGACGGGCGACGGAAAUGGUUGACGACGACGGCGGCGACAACAAAGAAGACAGAAGAAUGAUAUCACACUUCCCACUUGGCUGCAGUUGUUUUUUUUUGUACGUCAUUUGUUUGGUUUGACUAUUUUAAAUGUAAGUUGUGUUUUCGUCUUUCCUCACCGCUCAACCAACGUGGGUCAUUAGUAUGUUUAGCUGAAUGCACGGAUGCCAGUGUGUGUCUGAGUGUGCACGUGCGUGCGUGUGCGUGUGUGUGUGCGCGUGUGUGCAUGCAGGUGCGGUUUUAUUAUCAGGUUUGGAGGGUUUGUUUUCCACUAAUUUUGACAUGUUACUGAGGUGUGCGUCUGUGGUCGGUGUGAAGAGAAGGACGGGAUUAUUGUUUUUAGCACACUAUAUCAUUAUAAUUAUUAAUAUUAUUGUUGUUUUAUUAUUAAUGCUACAACUAUUUUCGUUUUACCCCUUCAAUAAGAGAGAAUGCAUUUAGUGAAUGAGAGGAAUAGAGAAAAAUCCAAAGAUUUGUGCGUUUGUUUCUCUGUUUUGUCCAAUUUUUGAUUUUCUUUUUCUACCGGGCUCAUGUGUCCCUGUAAGAUGGAUGAGGUGCGUGCGUGUGUGUGUGUGUGUGUGUGUGUGUGUGUGUGUGUGUGUGUGUGUGUGUGUGAGAGAGUCCAUAUCCGUGGUUUGAAUGAGUAUAUCAACAGUGCUGUUCUUUUCUGUACAGUGAAACACCUGUAUUCUCUCUACCUCUUUUACAAUAAAGACUCUCUGUAUUCACAACCAGA